UUUGCUGUCCAGUAGCGAUCAGUCGGUGCGCGAGGGUUCAAGCGACGAAGUACGCAGAUUUUCCAUUGGCACUGAAGAAUUAGUAAUAUUUUUUUUCCUAUUUGUGAAUAAAAAGUAAUACAAAAUUUGCAAUUACAUCAAUAGUUUGGCGAAUUCGAAGGCACAGAAACUACAAGUGAAAAAAAAGAAAAAAAUAGUAAGAAAAAAACGUUUCGGUGGUGAAAGACAUUUUUAAGGCCAUAAAAGCAAUUUUUUGAAGGUAAAAGUGUGCAUAAAAACAAAAACAACAUAUUUGAUAUAGAUUUGUGAGAAUACGAUAAGAUAAAAGUCAACUAUAAAAGUAAAAAAAUAUGAAACUGAAAUAAGAAGGCAAUAAAAUAAAUAAAAAUAAAAAUUAUAACAAUAAGCACAAAAACCUUUGAAACGUUAAGUAACUGGAGGCAUUGAGCAAAAGUACUCAAAAACAUACCGUGCACAUGUAUACAUACCAACAUACGUGCAUAUGUGCAAUCAAAAAGAUGAGAUAACGGGCGCACGAUUAGCCCAUUACCUUGGCAAAGUUACCUAAGUGAGCAGCUAACAUUGUUCAAAGUCACUAGGAAUAUACCAAUGUUAUGUAAAACUUGCGAAAACAAUUUGCUAAUUUAAUUGGAAACUCCUCUUGAAAUCGACCAAAGCAUCAUGGCAUCCACAACAACAGAAGAUCCGGAUAUAAAAGUGACUCUGGAGGAUUUGCCAAUAACAUUUAGGGUAAAAUACGUAGGCUGCGAAGUGGCUCGUGGAAUUUGGGGCAUUAAAUAUACCCGACGGCCGGUGGACAUCAUGGUUUCGGCAGCCAAGCGCAAAACACCCAAACAACCCUUAACACAAUGCAACCUCAAAGUAUCAACUGAAGGCAUUACUGUCGACAUAAUAGGCUCACAAUCAAAUCUGAAUAAUUGGUCAUAUCCGAUUGAUACAAUUUCAUAUGGCGUACAAGAUAUAGUCUUCAACCGCGUAUUCGCAAUGAUUGUCGUGAAAGAUGAAGAACAUCCAAAUCCCUUCGAAGUGCACGCUUUCGUGUGCGAUAGUCGUGCAACGGCAAGAAAACUUACAUAUGCGCUGGCGGCUGCAUUUCAAGAGUAUUCGCGGGUUGUAGGUGCGACAGGUAAAACAUCACAGACCGAUAGCAUUACGCCAACACGGCAAAGGUUCGCAAUCGAUUUGCGCUCACCCGAGCAACAAGCAGGCGAUGAGGAGGAAGAGACGGAGGCAUAAGCUGGGUAUGAAUGCUGAAGAUAAUUUAGUGAAUUGAUGUUUACCAAAGGAUAUCGACAGCGGUGUAAUGUGAUUCAAGUGAAAAAUUUGUGUACUUAAGUUAUACCAAUGAGUUCAUACAAAGUAGUUGAUGUUUAAAGCUUUAAGAGAGUAUUUUUUUUUUUUAACGGAUUAAAGCAACCAAAAAUAAUAUAAGCCUCAGUAAGUCGUACGUUGUAGAUAUCGCAGCUUUAUGUGUAUUUAGUAUUUCUGUAAUUAGACACUAGUUUCGAAUUUGUGUAUUUGAAAAAGUCAAAAAAAUGUCUA
This is a messenger RNA of Anastrepha obliqua, 1563 nucleotides long. RefSeq lists its product as uncharacterized. The transcript has 4 exons. The coding region runs from base 682 to 1257 and encodes 191 amino acids. NCBI's taxonomy places the organism in Eukaryota, Metazoa, Arthropoda, Insecta, Diptera, Tephritidae. The record is from RefSeq and is a predicted model, not a curated record.